Capra hircus (goat) is the source of this 6286-nucleotide messenger RNA. RefSeq names its product itchy E3 ubiquitin protein ligase (gene ITCH). Lineage: Eukaryota; Metazoa; Chordata; Mammalia; Artiodactyla; Bovidae. Gene Ontology annotation, biological process: protein K29-linked ubiquitination; protein K63-linked ubiquitination; ubiquitin-dependent protein catabolic process. Gene Ontology annotation, molecular function: ubiquitin protein ligase activity; protein binding. The record is from RefSeq and is a predicted model, not a curated record. The coding region runs from base 352 to 2940 and encodes 862 amino acids. The transcript is spliced from 25 exons.
UGCCGGCAGCUGGUUAGUGCGCAAGGACUUCUAGGGCUUGUAGUCCUGAUAGCUCCGGAGCUGGAGGCGCCUGCGCGUUGGCCGCCAACUCGUUCUAGUAGCUGUGGUCCGGAAUCGGGACCGGCUGCCAUCUUAGUCGAGGGACUGAAGAGUAGCCGCCGCCCCGUGUCCCGGUAAAAACCGGCGGGCGGACUGGAGGCAAUUUUGGGGAGAGGGAGGGUCCUGGAUGAAUACGUCGGAGGAGAGCGGGAGGUAACAUGCAUUUAACCGUGGCCUUCUGGAGACAGCGCCUUAAUCCAAAGAAGUGACUUCAAACAGUGAAAACUUCAGGUUUGCCUUCCUGUUGGUGAUAUGUCUGGCAGUGGAUCACAGCUUGGUUCAAUGGGUAGUUUGACCAUGAAAUCACAACUUCAGAUCACUGUCAUUUCAGCAAAGCUUAAAGAGAAUAAAAAGAAUUGGUUUGGGCCAAGUCCUUAUGUGGAAGUCACAGUAGACGGACAGUCAAAGAAGACAGAAAAAUGCAACAAUACGAACAGUCCCAAAUGGAAGCAGCCUCUCACAGUUAUUGUCACCCCUGUGAGUAAAUUACAUUUUCGUGUGUGGAGUCACCAGACACUGAAAUCUGAUGUUUUGUUGGGAACUGCUGGAUUGGAUAUCUAUGAAACAUUAAAGUCAAACAAUAUGAAACUUGAGGAAGUAGUUGUGACUUUACAGCUUGUAGGUGACAAAGAACCAGCAGAGACAAUAGGAGAUUUGUCAGUCUGUCUUGACGGGCUGCAACUAGAGUCUGAAGUUGUUCCCAAUGGUGAAACUGCAUGUUCAGAUAGUGCUUCACAGAAUGAUGAUGGCUCCAGACCUAAGGAUGAAACAAGAGCGAAUGCAAGUGGAUCAGAUGACCCUGAGGAUGCAGGGUCUGGUGAAAAUAGGAGGAUCAAUGGGAAUAAUUCUCCAUCACUCUCAAAUGGCGGUUUUAAACCUUCUAGGCCUCCAAGACCUUCACGACCACCUCCACCUACCCCACGUAGACCAGCAUCUGUCAAUGGCUCACCAUCUACCACUUCUGAAAGUGAUGGCUCUAGUACAGGCUCUCUGCCACCAACAAAUACAAAUUCAAGUACAUCUGAAGGAGCAACAUCUGGAUUAAUAAUUCCUCUUACUAUAUCUGGAGGUGCAGGCCCUAGACCAUUAAAUCCUGUACCUCAAGCUCCCCUCCCACCUGGUUGGGAGCAGAGAGUGGACCAGCAUGGGCGAGUUUAUUAUGUAGAUCAUAUUGAAAAAAGAACAACGUGGGAUAGGCCAGAACCUCUACCUCCUGGCUGGGAGCGGCGGGUUGACAACAUGGGACGUAUUUAUUAUGUUGACCACUUCACAAGAACAACAACGUGGCAGAGGCCAACAUUGGAAUCCGUCCGAAACUAUGAACAAUGGCAGCUCCAGCGUAGUCAACUUCAGGGAGCUAUGCAGCAAUUUAACCAGAGGUUCAUUUAUGGGAAUCAAGAUUUGUUUGCUACAUCACAAAAUAAAGAAUUUGAUCCCCUGGGUCCCCUGCCGCCUGGAUGGGAGAAGAGAACGGACAGCAAUGGUAGAGUAUAUUUUGUCAACCACAACACUCGUAUUACACAAUGGGAAGACCCCAGAAAUCAAGGUCAAUUAAAUGAAAAGCCCUUACCUGAAGGCUGGGAAAUGAGAUUCACGGUAGAUGGAAUUCCGUAUUUUGUGGACCACAAUAGAAGAACAACCACCUAUAUAGAUCCCCGCACUGGAAAAUCUGCCUUAGACAAUGGACCCCAGAUAGCCUAUGUACGGGACUUCAAGGCAAAGGUUCAGUAUUUCCGUUUCUGGUGUCAGCAACUGGCCAUGCCACAGCACAUAAAGAUUACAGUGACCAGAAAAACAUUGUUUGAGGAUUCCUUUCAGCAGAUAAUGAGCUUCAGUCCUCAAGAUCUGCGAAGACGUUUGUGGGUGAUUUUUCCAGGAGAAGAAGGUUUAGAUUAUGGAGGUGUAGCAAGAGAAUGGUUCUUUCUUUUGUCACAUGAGGUGUUGAACCCAAUGUAUUGCCUGUUUGAAUAUGCAGGGAAGGAUAACUACUGCUUGCAGAUAAACCCCGCUUCUUACAUCAAUCCAGAUCACCUGAAAUAUUUUCGUUUUAUUGGCAGGUUUAUUGCAAUGGCUCUGUUCCAUGGGAAAUUCAUAGACACAGGUUUUUCUUUGCCAUUCUAUAAGCGUAUCUUGAAUAAACCAGUUGGACUGAAGGAUUUAGAAUCGAUUGAUCCAGAAUUUUACAAUUCUCUCAUCUGGGUUAAAGAAAACAAUAUUGAGGAGUGUGGUUUGGAAAUGUAUUUCUCCGUUGAUAAAGAAAUUUUAGGUGAAAUCAAGAGUCAUGAUUUGAAACCCAAUGGUGGCAAUAUUCUUGUAACAGAAGAAAAUAAAGAGGAAUAUAUCAGAAUGGUAGCUGAAUGGAGAUUGUCUCGUGGUGUUGAAGAACAGACGCAAGCUUUCUUUGAGGGCUUUAAUGAAAUUCUUCCCCAGCAAUAUUUACAGUACUUUGAUGCAAAGGAAUUAGAGGUUCUUUUAUGUGGGAUGCAAGAGAUUGAUUUGAAUGAUUGGCAAAGACAUGCCAUCUACCGUCAUUAUACUAGGACAAGUAAACAAAUCAUGUGGUUUUGGCAGUUUGUUAAAGAAAUCGAUAAUGAGAAGAGAAUGCGACUUUUGCAGUUUGUUACUGGGACCUGCCGACUACCAGUUGGAGGAUUUGCUGACCUCAUGGGGAGCAAUGGGCCACAGAAGUUCUGCAUUGAAAAAGUUGGGAAAGAAAAUUGGUUGCCUAGAAGUCAUACCUGUUUUAACCGCCUGGACCUGCCACCCUACAAGAGCUAUGAGCAACUGAAGGAAAAGCUGUUAUUUGCUAUUGAAGAAACAGAAGGCUUUGGACAAGAGUGAAUUCUGAGAGCCUGCACCACCAAAGGACAAGAACUUAUUUGCAACAUUUGUCCUUUUCCUUCUUUGCCUAUUGCACACUUGUAAAAUUGGACUGUGACUGUUUAGAGAGUUACCUUGAGUGUAAGUAAAUUAAUGUUAUCAUUGAGAUUUAUCUCCCAGUGAUUCUGGGUUUCUUCUCAGUGUUUUCAGAAAUCAGAUCUGCAAAUGACUUAAUCAUAAACCUUACUUACCAUGAGAUUAACACAGCAAUGAAAUCUGCCUUGUCUUAUUCCACUAGAUUGUUUCCUUAACAAAAAAUUUCUGUAUGUGUCUCAGAAGUCUCACUUAGGUUUUUUUUCUUUUAGAGAUUCUGAAAAUAAUGCAGGGAAUUUCCAUGGUAACUAAAAUAUGUAAGAUCUACCUAUUACACCUCAUGGAAAGAGGUAUUUGUUUAAUACAGCCCAGCUUCUGAGGUUGUGAGCAAACUUCCGGCUUGUGCUCUCCCUCUUCUUUCAGCCUGGCCUGACUGUUGUUUUUCCUUUCCGGAGCAUGAAAUCCAUGCAUCGUUUGAUGUUAUCCCUAGAAAAGAGAUGCUAGACUCUUGUAUCUCGCCACAAAGUAGUUUUGUUAAUUUGAAUUCAGAGAGAAGUUGGUCCCGGUCUACAAAUGACUUAACACUCUUCAUUUGGAAAUUUGAUUGUUUUAAUUGCCUUGCAAAUACUAAACUUCACAAACAAUAUUGACACUAUGCUGCCUUCACUGUAGAGGAAAAAAAAAAAAGCCAAUUUUUGGAAUUAAUUUGGGUGAAUUUAUCGAAGGCCAUUGACAGUUUUUGUAUGUUCCUGUAUAUCGAUUCCAUCUUUAAAUUUCACCAUAAUCCAACAAUUCCAGUUACAUUUAACUCCUGCUAAGGAGUUCAAAUUAGAGUGCUUUCUAAUCCAACUAGAGGUCAAUGAAAAUAUCUAUAAAAUCACAUUUUCAUUAGGGAAGAAGAGCUGUGGUACUGGCUAAAAAAGCAAAUAAUGCAUUUACAGCAGGACGUUUCUAGUGACCACAGAAAUGUAUCAUUGUCUGUUUGAAUUAAAACUUCACAAAUUGACAAUUUCUGUGACAAAUGUUACAGUAGUUACUUCCAUUCUCUCUUGUCCUGAUUUGGAUUUUCUGUUCACCUCUAACAAUUUCAACAGGUUUUUCCCAUGACUAUUUAACAUUAGAUUGCUCUGUUAGUAACUGAUUAAUGCACUUUGACCUUCUCUGUGGUAAUUUUUUUUAACUUAGCCUGCUUAGACUUAGCAAGAUGACUGCUAUCAGAGGACAGUGGGAGAAAGCCUAAGCCAGCUGAGUGCCUAUCAUAACUGAACUCACAACCUAAUAUCUCAUGAAAUAGGGACUUUGGCAGGUUUCAGUAGCAUAGCAUGAAAAAGUAACAUUGAGCCAAAAAUAAGCAAAUAGCAAACCCCUGUUCUAUUUGGAAAGGAAAUGGGGGUUUUUGUCCCUAACUACUCUUCCUUUUACAUCUUGAAACAAUGACAAAAACAUUUCUAAACUUGUAUAUCUGUAUUCUAAAACACUGCCAUCAUAAAGCAGACAUGUGAGUGAAAGGGUUGCCUCAUCCAGAAGUCGUUAGUGUAAAGGGAGAGAUGGGGCUCCCCCCAGUCCCAUCUUCAUUUUGAUUUUAUUCUACAUAGUCUAGGAAGUGUACUAUGGUCUCUAAAAGCCCUAGUUUUUCAAAGUGACUCUGCCUUUUGUUGGUAGGGGGCAAAAAACUAUUGCUUUGUCUUACAGAGCGAAUGUCUGCCAACUACCCAUUCAUUAUAUGUCUGAACUUUGGUAAUAUAUGGCCAUGGAGAUUAAACCUUCUAUAAAGACUUCCUAUUGAGGUGAAUGCUCAUAUUGAAAUGUAGUUACCUACAAUAUUUACUAGAGAUUUAUGAGAUUAAAUUAAGAGAUAAUGUAAGAAAGUAGACUUUUUUGUUCUACAUAAUGCUUGAUGAUUCAUUUAGGGACCUAGAAAUAUUGUGCGAAAAUGUAUAAAUAUCAUCCAAAAGGCUUUCUGCCCUAUAUUUUUAAAAUACAGAAUAGUUAUAUAUGAAGUAGUCCCGGCCCUAGUUCUAUAGGGCUUGGCUAUUAAUAUUUUUAUGGAAGAAAUGUUUAGUUCUGGAAAAGGUAAAUGCUUGUAUAUAUUUUUGCAGCCUGGGAUCUCCCUUACUCCAUUUCUUCCUUUAAUUUAAAUGGCCACAUGUAUAUGUCUUUCCCUGCUGUGUUAGGAAAAUGGGGGCUGGAUAUCCCAAGAAUCAGAGGUUAUAUAAAAAUACUGCAGAUAGACAGCAGACAUAAGUAUCUACCAAAUGCUAUCUUAAAUUUUGGUCCAAACUGAUCAUUUGGAAAUAGAUUUAUUGUAAGUGUUUAAUUAGAACGAUUUCUUAAAUCUGAACUAAAUUGCUUUUAGAGUCCUUUUUCUUUGUAAGCAUUGUAAAUGCUAAUAAAUCCUGUUAAUUUUUUUACUGCAUGUUAUGUUGAAAUAAAAACAAAGUAAAAUGAGCAAUUGCCUUAUUCUUCUGCUCUUUUGGGAGGUUGGGGAAGGCAGUGUUUCACAUAGCCUGGGUGAGGAGGGAAGGACCUUACUUGUUUUAUCAAAUAGAUUGAUUUAAAACUGGUCCAGCAGCUCAUAAUAAUGAAUUCCUGCUCUGGCUUUUAUGAUCUUAAAUCAGAGUACAGGAGAAUUUUAAUUUCAUAAGACUUACAAUAACUCUAUUUAAAAGUUUGUGUACUAAUUUUUCAUCAAGAGAUUGACAUACCAAUGUCAUUUCAUCAGAAAUUUUAGUGAAACAUGACUCACCAGCCCAUAGAGGUUCAUCCUAAAUCAACUAUGUCAAUUAGGCCCACUCUGCCAAUUUUUUAUUUACCUGGUUAAUAACUUGAAAUGUUAUUAGGGAUGACUUGUGGAAUUAGACUUAUGUUUUUAAUAUCCCUCCUUGUUUUGGAUGUAACUCCAUCCUUUUAAAUUCCUUUAGGUUAACUACUUGUAUUUAAUAUUGUUGGCAUCUCCAGCCCCCCCUCAUUUAUUUUUUUAGUUGGCUUUCAGAAUUAUUUGUAUAUAUGCUAUGCUUUUGUUAACCAAAAAUGAAAUAGCAGCACUGGAUUGUAUAUUAUUGUAUUGGAGUUCCUUUGUUUUCUUAAAUUGUCAUUUCAAAUACUCAGGUAACUCUACAAAUACCAUAGGGAGUCAAGUGCUGUUAUAAAGGUCCUGCAGUGGGCUCCUUCACUUGAGUUUCCUAAAAGAUGUAAGACUGUUUACAAUUAAACUUUUUGGUCCUUCCUUUGCACACUUUGCUAUUAGUCUUGAAUAAGGUUUUGCCCACCUGCA